AUGGGUGUAAGUAAAUUAGAUGUCUUGUACAGAAAGCUUCUCCUCACUAAACUUUUCAUCAGAGGAUGGGGAAAGCCAGAGGAUCUGAAAAGAAUAUUUGAAUUCAGAAAGAUUAUUGGAAACAGGGAAAAAUGCCAGACGCUGGUUUCAAAAGAUUAUCCAGUGUUCAUUGACAAGGUUGAGGAGCAAUCUGACUGUAAAAUCCUUGAGGGGCACUUCAUUUCCCCGUUGGCUCAUUAUGUCCCAGGUAUCCUGCCAGUCGAAUCUCUUGUGGCAAGAUUUCAGUUCAUCAUACCCAGAAGAUGGAAUAGCAAGCACAGACCUGUGUGCAUUCAUUUAGCUGGCACUGGAGAUCAUCACUUCUGGAGGAGACGCACAUUAAUGGCACGCCCAAUGAUUAAAGAAGCCUGUAUGGCUUCCUUGUUGCUUGAAAAUCCUUAUUAUGGCUGUAGAAAACCCAAGGAUCAAUUACGGUCAUGUUUAAAAAAUGUCUCGGACCUGUUUGUGAUGGGAGGAGCUCUUGUUCUAGAAUCAGCAGCUCUUUUGCACUGGCUAGAGAGAGAAGGCUAUGGACCACUAGGGAUGACUGGAAUAUCCAUGGGAGGACAUAUGGCUUCACUGGCAGUGACAAACUGGCCUAAACCAUUACCAUUGAUUCCAUGUCUUUCCUGGUCAACAGCUUCUGCAGUCUUUACUACGGGUGUGUUGAGCAAGGCAGUGAACUGGAGAGAGCUAGAGAAACAGUAUUUUACGCAAACUGUUUAUGAAGAAGAAAUCAUUCAAAUGCUUGAAUACUGUGGAACGGAUUCUUUCAAGAUGGGACAAGACUUUGUUAAAAACUUCCCUGACGGUGUAGACAGUCUGGAAGAUGUGGAUGUGACUUCCAGAAUGUUCAGCCUUGGUUCCUCAAAUGAGACUGAUAAAGAAGCUGUUCACAGCUUUACCACAAAUGAAAGUGCUCUAAGUGCCUCCUCAGAACAACUUUUAAUACAAGAUGCCUCUAAAAUGCAGUGCAUAAAUCAAAGAUUUUCAACCAGUAGCAAUAGCAGUAAAAACUUAAAUAGCCAACAGGGACACUGGAUAAAUAGAAGAAGAAAGAGUGACACCUUACAAAGAGAGUCAUUAAGGUUCAUGAAAGGAGUAAUGGAUGAAUGCACCCAUGUAGCUAACUUCUCAGUUCCAGUUGACCCAAGUUUAAUCAUAGUUGUACAAGCUAAGGAGGAUGCAUAUAUUCCUCGAACUGGGGUUCGCAGUCUUCAGGAAAUCUGGCCUGGAUGUGAAAUUAGGUAUCUGAAUGGAGGUCAUGUCAGUGCCUACCUCUUCAAACAGGGACUCUUUAGACAAGCGAUUUAUGAUGCAUUUGACCGCUUUCUUCAGAAAUAUGCAGUUUAA
This is a messenger RNA of Mesitornis unicolor (brown roatelo), 1392 nucleotides long. RefSeq names its product chromosome unknown open reading frame, human C4orf29 (gene ABHD18). The transcript has 12 exons. Bases 1 to 1392 code for a protein of 463 amino acids. Lineage: Eukaryota; Metazoa; Chordata; Aves; Mesitornithiformes; Mesitornithidae. The record is from RefSeq and is a predicted model, not a curated record.